Molecule: messenger RNA, 1623 nt
Organism: Sorex fumeus (smoky shrew)
Lineage: Eukaryota; Metazoa; Chordata; Mammalia; Eulipotyphla; Soricidae
Gene: ART1
Product: ADP-ribosyltransferase 1
Exons: 5
Coding region: 117-1103 (328 amino acids)
Molecular function (GO): NAD+ poly-ADP-ribosyltransferase activity; NAD+-protein-arginine ADP-ribosyltransferase activity
Source: RefSeq, a predicted model, not a curated record
GAGAAAUCUGCCCUCCAUGCCCAGAGGCCCUCAGGAGAUCUACGUCCUCCCCAGCGAACAGAUGAGGAAACAGAGACCCAAAGAGAGACGGUAACUUGCCCAGGGUCGCCUUCACCAUGAAGACUCCUCCAGCCGCCCUGUCUCUGCUCCUUGUGUCCAUGGGCCUCCUGACCACAUGCCAGGGCCAGGGCCAUCCCCUGGCCAUACGAGACCUCUUCUCCAAAGAGACGCCGCUGGACAUGGCCCCGGCCUCCUUUGAUGACCAGUACUCCGGCUGCAUGGCGGCAAUGCGGGCGGCGCUCCCCGACCUCAACCGCACCGAGUUCCUGGCCAACAAAGUGUACGCGGACAGCUGGGCGCUGGCCAGCAGCCAGUGGCAGGAGCGCCGGGCCUGGGGACCCGAGUGGGGCCUCAGCACCACGCGGCCGCCCCCACCGCCCCCCGGCUUCCGGGACGAACACGGGGUGGCCCUCCUGGCCUACACUGCCAACAGCCCACUGCACAAGGCGUUCAACACGGCCGUGCGCGAGGCUGGCCGCUCCCGCACCCACUACCUCCACCACUUCCCCUUCAAGACCCUCCACUUCCUGCUGACCGAGGCCCUGCAGCUGCUGGCCAGAGGCCAGCGCACACCGCAGUGCCGCCAGGUGUUCCGGGGGGUCCACGGCCUGCGCUUCCGGCCCGAGGGGCCCGGGGCCACUGUCAGGCUGGGGGGCUUUGCCUCUGCGUCUCUGCAGAACGUGGCCGCCCAGCAGUUUGGGGAGGACACCUUCUUCGGCAUCUGGACCUGCCUCGGGGCGCCUAUCCGGGGCUACUCCUUCUUUCCUGGGGAGGAGGAGGUGCUCAUCCCCCCCUUCGAGACCUUCCAGGUGAUCAACGCCAGCAGGCCAGCCCAGGGCCCUGCCCGCAUCUACCUCCGGGCGCUGGGCCAGCGCAGCACCUACAACUGCGAGUACAUCAGAGACAAGCAGUGCAAGUCCGGGCCCUGCCAUCUGGGUGACUCAGCCACGGGCCAGGGCCCCCUUCCCCUGCUCUGGUCACUCCUGCUGCUGCUCUGGUUCCUGGCAUGGAGGGCGUUUCCAGAUUGCCCAGGCCAGCUCUGACCCCUCAGCUGGAACAGCACCUGCUGUCUUCACUGGGCCCCGGGAGCCAGGAUGCUGGCCAUGUGUGUGCUGAGUGCCAGGUCCAUGCCACUCCAGUCUCCAGGGAUGCUGGGACCCUCAGGCAGUUGCUAGGCCUGCUGGUGGAGAAACAGGAGAUUUGGGAAUGCACUUUGGGGAUGGAGUGUGAUGGGGAGCAGGGUGGAGGGACCCCAAGACUGGCGGCAACUCUGUGGAGAGAAGAUCUGAAUUAAAGUGUGUGUGGUCUUUAGGGGGUAAGGGGGUGGGGGAGGAAAUCACAUGGCCAUGGUGCCCCUCAGAUGCAUCUCACGUGCAGCUGGGGUGCUGCCCUCAUUGCCAGGGACGUUGACCCUCACCUCUCCAAGCCUGCUGGGCUGGGGAUGUCUCUGUGCCUCUCUGGGUCAAAGGCCCAUGUCUGAGCCCCUGGUCAGUGGAUGAGCUGCCUGAAGACGGUGCCUAAGGCACAGAGGCAGGGCCAGGGAAUGUGAAACCCAGAAAAGGA